Molecule: messenger RNA, 1424 nt
Organism: Manihot esculenta (cassava)
Lineage: Eukaryota; Viridiplantae; Streptophyta; Magnoliopsida; Malpighiales; Euphorbiaceae
Product: receptor-like protein EIX2
Exons: 1
Coding region: 34-1113 (359 amino acids)
Molecular function (GO): protein binding
Source: RefSeq, a predicted model, not a curated record
UUGGGGGUUGGGUGUGACAGUGGUGAUGUUCCAAUGUCCUUGGGUUCUCAAGAGUCGCUUGUUUCCCUGCAUCUGCAAAACAAUACUCUGAAAGGAAACAUCCCAAUGUCAUUAAGGAAUCUAGAAUCCUUGGAGACUCUUGAUCUUAGCAUGAAUGCUUUUGAUGGUUUUAUUCCUUCAUGGAUAGGUGAGAGCCUAUCUUCUCUGAAAGUACUGAGUAUUCACUCUAAUAAAUUUGAAGGUGAGAUUCCUCUGCCGCUUUGCUACCUUGCUUCUCUUCGCAUAUUGAACUUGGCAAAUAACAUGAUGACUGGAACCAUACCUAAUUGUUUUGGCAAUUUUACUGCAAUUGCUAUGCAUGAGCAGAAAGGGCAUUGGGACUAUUACACUAAAGAUCAACCCUUUGCUUUUGUAUCAGCUAGCUAUGGUGAGAAUGUGCAGGUUUAUGUCAAAGGAAUAGAGCUUAAAUAUACUAGAACACUUCGAUUUCUCUAUUCCAUUGACCUUUCAGGAAAUAACUUUGUUGGAGAAAUUCCCCAGGAGUUGAUGAAUCUUUCAGGUCUACAGAUCCUGAAUCUAUCUACAAACAAAUUGGAUGGACAUAUCCCUUGGAACAUUGGCAAGUUAAGCUCACUAGAAUCACUUGACUUGUCUGAAAAUGAACUUUCUGGCUCUAUUCCAUCCAGUAUUUCUGAUUUAAACUUUUUAAGUCACUUGAAUUUGUCAUUCAAUCACUUAUCUGGACGAAUUCCAAAGGGAAACCAACUUCAGACUUUGGAUGACAAAUCCAUCUACAUCGGCAACGAUGGACUUUGUGGACCUCCAUUGAAUAACUAUUCAGAUGAUGCAGAUGAAUCGCCUAAAGGUCAUGAAAAAGGUGGCACUACGAGGAAAGAUGACUCUGAAAUGGUUUGGUUCUACAGUGGUAUGGGAAUGGGAUUUGCGGCUGGAUUUGUUGGAGUUUGUAGCAUCUUGUACUUCAACGACUCAUGGAGGUGUGCUUGGUUUGGGUUAGUUGACAGAGUCUAUAACAAGCUUUGGGUAACAAUUGCAAUCAAGGCAAAUCAAGUGAAGAGAAAGUUUCUCAGAAACAAAAUAGAAGGAAAUGCAUGAGAAGGUUAGUUCUUUCUAUUUAAUCAUUCAUAAUUCAUGGAUGCUUUAUUACUGUUGUUAGAGAUGCAAAUUGACAGAAAUUUCAAUUACAUGAUCAUAAUGUUUUCUAUGUUAAUUUUUGAUGAUAGUGUUUAAUGUAGGAUUUAAGGUUGUUUGAGACUGCAGCAGAUGUUAAGCUAAAUUUAAAUAAAGCACCUCCUCCAUUCGAGAUUUGAAGUUUGGAAGGCUGGAAGAUUUUCUUUAAAGGGGAUGUGUUUUUGUGUGAUUGUUUCCAGGAUUUGAUAUUCUUGAGCUUUUUCUAAGAUAAUUCC